UGAAUGCAAGUGCUAGCAUGCGCCUGAUCUAAUGGCCAAAGAGUGGCCACAACCUCUUCAUAUUAUCAUCACACUCACACACACACACACACACACACACACACACACGAGUCAGUCCACAUGCUCUUCCUCCUCAGCUAUCACAAUCACUCAAUAAUACUUCUUCUUUCUUUUGUUCUCUUCCUCUUGGCACCGAACCUUCCUCUCCUUCCUCUCCUUCUCCCUCCAGGCCAUCUCCAUCAUUAUUCUUUCAUCUUCUCCAGCCCAUACUUCAACCAUCUUUUGUUCUCUUGCCUGGCAAAUGAUCCUCUGAGAGAUGCUUCUUUCUAACAGCACCAACAACAGUGGUUGUCCCAAUGCAAAUAUGGAGAAGAAUGCAAAAGAACACACAUCAUCCAUGGCGGCGCUCAAAUGUCCUCGUUGCAACUCUUCAAACACCAAGUUCUGUUAUUAUAACAACUAUAGUCUUUCUCAGCCUCGCCACUUUUGCAAAGCUUGUAAGCGUUACUGGACUCGUGGUGGCACUCUCCGCAACGUUCCCAUCGGCGGUGGCUGUCGUAAGAACAAGCGUCUCAAGAAACCUACUACUAGUAUUACUACUCAUCCUUCAUCAUCAUCUACUUCUUCGGCUCUUCUUUCUUGUCACCCUCCUCCUCCACCACCACCACCACCUCCUCCAUCUGCUCCACAACCUCAACUGGAUGGGUUCAAUCUUGGAUACCCUUCGAAUGCUCCCACCAAUCAUGAUCAGCAACAACACCUCUUUGAUCCUCUUCUUGGAUCCUCUUUGUCCACUGCUACAGCUGCUUCUCUUUUUGCUUUCAAGCAUUAAACAGCAGCAGCAGCAACAGCAGCAAACUAUGAUGCUUUCUUGUGAUAAUCUGCAGAGUGCUCAUGAGGAUGGAAAUCUUGGUUUAGGUUUUGUCAAACAAGUCAAGAUGGAAGCAGAUCAUCCACAUCACCACCAUCAUCAUCAUCAUGCAUGGAUGCAAGCUCCUUGUGGGAAUCUUUUUGAAACCAUGCCUGCAGCUAACACAACAGUUGUUGAUUCUCCAUCUGCUAACUUGUUUUGGAGUUGGAAUCAAUCUAUUGGUCCUUUGAUCUAAGACCUUCCAUUAAAGGAGAGUAUAUAUAUAUAUAUAUAUAUGUUAGUUGGGGGAUUGAUUGGUUGGUGUUGGAUCGGAGAGAUCCUCUUGGCUGCAAAGUAAGGCUUCAAGUCCCCGUGUGGUUUUUAAAGUUCAUUGAGGAGCUUUGAGCAGUCUCUUUGCUCUGAGAGGAACCUCGGAUCCAUUUGUCUUUGCUGCUUCUUUUCUUUAUUUUCUUCUGCUCCAACUGCAUGCAACCUGAGAGAAUGAGAAAGAAAUCAUUGUGAAGUUGAAGCUUGAGAAGUCAGUAAGUACUUGGUUUUUCUUUUGUGUUUUUUGGUGUUGUUUUAUGUAUAUGCAUGCAUACCAAAACUUUUACUCUUGUGUUGGUUGGUUAAUUUUCAAGCUCUUGGAAUUGGUUGUAUUGGAUAUUAGUGAGAAAUCAACUUCUUCUUCUUCUCUUC
Messenger RNA from Dioscorea cayenensis subsp. rotundata (Guinea yam), 1549 nucleotides. RefSeq names its product dof zinc finger protein DOF5.7-like. Lineage: Eukaryota; Viridiplantae; Streptophyta; Magnoliopsida; Dioscoreales; Dioscoreaceae. The coding region runs from base 317 to 832 and encodes 171 amino acids. The record is from RefSeq and is a predicted model, not a curated record. The transcript is spliced from 2 exons. Gene Ontology annotation, molecular function: DNA binding; DNA-binding transcription factor activity. Gene Ontology annotation, biological process: regulation of DNA-templated transcription.